UCUCCAACCUCCCACCCAACCGUCAAUAACCGCUCAAAAAUCAGACGAGGCGGCCUUUUUUUUAAACAACUGUCAAGCCGGUAGGCGGUAGCCUCUGCCUCUCCCUACUGCGGUACUGCCUGCCUGAAAACGGGUUCAAACUUCAAAUCCACUCGCUUGUCCCCUUCCCUCCUCCGUCCUCUCUCUGCAACCCCAUACAUAUACUCUAUUCUGAUAUAGUUAUUCAUAACUCCAAUCCCUUUCACUACCCCAAAUGCGAUUCUGCAUAGUCAUUCUCGUCUUCGCCGUCUCCCUCUUUACAAGCUUUUGUACCGAGCUUUCGGAGUCAGGUACGUUGGUUGAAAGACCCUUGCCUAAAUUUGCUUUUAGUUGGUUAGAUGAUAAGAACACAUUCGACGCUGGUGAUAUAGCAACCAUCAAGAUCAAAGUGCUUGACUAUAUUGUCAAUGGCGAGAACCUUCUUGACGGAUACCCAGUUAAUCUUACAAUCUCGGUGAAUGGGAAAAGCGGAAAUAGUUCCUAUAUAUCUGGUGUCUUUUCAUCACUUGGUGGGGAUUGUACUGAUUGGAGUAUUUCCUUCAUACCAAUUACGGUUGGGUUGUUUAAUGUGAUGAUCAACGAUGAUUAUUUUGCAAUUUCAGAUUCCUCACUUCAUUUUCUAGUUUUGCCAGGUCGUAUGUACCCAUCUGUUUGUGUUGCUUCAUGGACGGAUAUUGUGAAUGAGUUUGUAGCAGGAACAAAAGCUGCAGUUAUGAUACUUCCAAAAGAUGCAUUUGGGAAUAAUAUCUCAUCAAUAAGUGCAGAACCCUAUUCUUAUAAAUUUAUGUUGACUGCAUUAUAUGAAAAUGGUUCCCUUGCAAGUUCUCUUAACAUCACUCAUGUGGAUUGGAAUGAAUUUGGUUAUCUUGUGGUCGAAUUUGUUGUUACGAUAGCAGGGAGCUUCAAAUUACAUAUAGAGGGGGAAAAUCAAAGCUUAAUUGGCUCACCCUUACCAUUAAAGGUGAAAUCAGGAUCUCUGGAUACAACAAACUGCUUGGCCAAAUGGAAUUAUGGAACAAAUGUCUUGCAGAUAUUCUCUAAGCUGGAAAUAUUUAUACACCAGAAAGAUCAGUAUGGGAAUCUUGUUCCGGGUUUAUAUGAAUUUGACGCUGAAGUUGUAGAGAAGGGAACAAACUUGUCUAUCCCAAUAGCAGAUUUGCAAUUUAAAGAAGUGAUACCAGGCAUUCAGUUAUUUUCUUUCAGUGUACUUGAACCAGGGGAAUUUGUGCUGACAAUUUUUGAUAUGGAGCAGAACCAGAGCAUCUCCAAUAUGCCCUAUGACUACACUGUCUUUGUAGGUUAUUGUGAUGAACUGAAUAGCGUCAUCAAUGGAUCUGGUUUAGCUGGUUCUAUUGCUGGGAAAAGUUCAAACUUUUCAGUUUAUCUGAAUGAUAUGUAUCAUUAUCCCUCUCCAGUAGAUACAGCAACGCUUUGGGUGAAAAUCAUGAGCAAAGUUGAUUCAAGUGAUGUGUUGGCUAACAUAUAUCCUGUGCAAAUUGCUGAUGGUGAUAGGCCUAUGUUCACUGGAGAAUAUAGCUAUGGUGCUGAAAAUGUUAUAGCAAGUAAUCCUGCACUGUUUCUUGAGCCAAAUAAUAAUAAUUCUACUGUAAGUGUAAAAUUUCAGACUAGCAUCUUUGAUGUCAUUUAUACUCCUGAAAGAUCUGGGACCUAUGAGAUUCAAGUGUUCUGUGGGAAUAUCCCACUCAAUGGUGGUCAUUCUUUUUUAAUGGAAGUAAAAGCAGGUGAGGUUGAUAUAACACUUUCACGCGUUGUUAAGUUUUCACCCAAUGUACAAAAUCUCAUUAAAAAUGAAGUAGUGGUUCAACUCAUGGAUUCAUUUUCUAAUCCUGUGCUUUCGCAACAAUCGAAGCUGAGCCUUGUGAUUGCUUCCAUUAACAAUUCUGAAUCCCUCAGUUGGAUGUUUUCUGAUAACAAGGAUGGAUCAUACGUUAGUUACUAUCUAGCUAAGGAUGUUGGAACCUAUGAGAUUUGCGUUUCAUUUGAGGGAAAGUAUUUGUAUCCUUGUCCCUUUGGGGCUUACGUGUAUAGCAGUGAAUAUUUUCCAAGAGUUUACAAUGAUACCCUAUCUGUCUGGGAGGAUGAGUCAAUUGCUUUUGAUGUGCUGGAGAAUGAUUAUUUUGCUGGUGACAAUGCGAGUAUUGUUGAAUCAUCAAUGCCACGCCAUGGAUCACUUUUGAAGUAUGGACGGCUAUUUAGAUACACCCCUCAUAAGGGUUAUUUUGGGAAUGACUCCUUUACCUACACAAUAUCUGAUAUAAAUGGUAACAUUGUUUCUGCCAUGGUAAUUAUUUCUGUCCUCGGCAUCCCACCACAGUUUGUUUCAUCACCUAUUCAAUUGAAAGCAACUGAAGACAUGAUAAGUCCCAGAUUUGGAGGAUUCCCUGGAUUUGAGAUAGCGUAUUCAGAUCUGAUGGAGAAUAUUUCUGUCACUCUCAGUUCACAAUCUGGCACUAUCUUUCUUUCUCCUAUGCUAAUGCAGUUUCAGGAUUUAGCAUGGAGUGGACUUUCUGUUAACAAAGGUGGAAAAGAAGGGAAGGGUUUGACAUUAGUAGGUGUUGUUGAAGUAAUUAAUCAUGCCCUUCAGUCAAUCCAAUAUCUUGGAAAUGAGAACUUCUUUGGAGAAGAUGCUAUCCAUGUCUCCAGCAUGAACAAAAAUGGAGCAAAUGAUGCCCAGGUUGUAGUUUCUGUGGAACCUAUAAAUGAUCCUCCAUUUAUUCAUGCCCCUGAAUUUAUAAUGCUGGAGGAGGACAACAAUGAUGGUUUACUGAAAAGAGACCAAUUUGAUUUCUUGAUAGGGGAUCCAGAUCUUCAACACUUUCCUGGUAAUGAGUCUUAUUUUUUGGUCACACUUUCCUUGGAAGUCAAUGUUGGUAUUCUUGUCACAAGUCUACCAGUUCAUCUUAUUAAUACAACUGAAUUGAAGAUAAAGGAUAGCCAUCAAUGGCAACCCCUCCAGAACUUUGUUACUAUUUCUAAACAUUUUCUCAUCAAGGGGAAAGGGAUUAGAUUCAGGGGAACAAUUAUGGAUUGCAACAAUGUCAUACAACAAUUGCAAUACCAAGGUGGAGAACCAGGUGCUGUUCUAACUGUCACUGUCAAUGAUAUGGGAAACUAUGGAUGUUGUCCGGAUUGUGCUGAAGGAAUGUCACUGCCACUUUUUUCUGAGGCUACUGUAAAUCUAAUAAGGAGGCGGCCAAUGAGUUCAAUGGUAGCUCAUACCAUGGGAGAAAUAAUCGUGGUUGGAUUUGUUGUAAUGUUUUCACUUGGAGUGGUACUUCUCAUUUUCAUAUGUAAAUGUGCAAUUGCUCUUGUGAAAGAAAGAAAAAGAUGCAAUGCUAGAAAAACUGAACUCUUGAAAAUGGAACAUUUCCAGAACCAUACUUCAAAUGCAACAUCAUUGGAUGAUGCAACUUACUUCACAGCCUGUUGUUCAAGCCCUUUCUUGCUUAGGAGCCAGAAUUCCAACUUCCGCCAGCGGUCAUGCCGUCAAUCUGGAACUCAAGGAUCUUGCAGUAAUGAAUAUUGCUCAUCUCAGUCCUCUGGCGAUUAGUAUCAGCAAACCUCUGAUACCACUUAACUGCCUCUUGCCACUGAAAAGAGACAGGAACUGCUUGAGUCCUUACAAUGAGGAAAAAGCUGUAGUUUUAACAUUUGUCCCUGUGAUAGGAAAUCUUGAUUGAACUUGGGUUGGCUAGAUUUAGUCACUAGCAAUGUGCUUAUCCAUAAUCACAUUUCAUCAAAGGGUUUUUGGAGUUA
Messenger RNA from Nelumbo nucifera (sacred lotus), 3816 nucleotides. It is a transcript of the gene GEX2, whose product is annotated as gamete expressed 2. The record is from RefSeq and is a predicted model, not a curated record. Lineage: Eukaryota; Viridiplantae; Streptophyta; Magnoliopsida; Proteales; Nelumbonaceae. Gene Ontology annotation, biological process: actin cytoskeleton organization; pollen sperm cell differentiation. Gene Ontology annotation, molecular function: actin filament binding.